Messenger RNA from Aspergillus oryzae RIB40, 768 nucleotides. Its product is annotated as NADAR family protein. The record is from RefSeq and is a predicted model, not a curated record. Lineage: Eukaryota; Fungi; Ascomycota; Eurotiomycetes; Eurotiales; Aspergillaceae. Bases 1 to 768 code for a protein of 255 amino acids. The transcript has a single exon.
AUGCCACGCAAAACAAAAACCUCCCAACAACAACAAAACCAAGACAAGGACCCCCUAAAACAAAACCCCCACAUCCGCACAACCCCAACCCACAUCUUCUUCCACUCCGGCCCCCUCUCAAACUGGCAUCCCAGCACGCCCCCCUUCCCGGGCCACAGAGCCCUAACCCUCUGUCUCCCCGACCUCGACGCCCUCGGCAUCCCCCACCCAUCUCUCCAAUCCGCCGUAACAAGGCUAAUAAGCUCCUGGUCCUUCACCUGCGGCGAGCAAUGGAUGAUGGCCAUGAAGGGGUGGUUAUUUGAGGAUAUACCCGGGUUGGAUUCGGGGGUGGAUAUCUCGGAUGAGGAGUUUGAGGGUGUUAGGGCUGUUGCUUUGGGGAUUUCUGAACCGUUACCUGAGUGUAUCAGGGAAAAGGCGAUAUGGGAUUCGACAGUUGCGAGUGUGUUGAGGACGAGGCAGCCGAGGGUGCAGAAGGCUUUGGGGCGCUGUGCGGAGGGGUUCAGGGAGGAUGUUUGGGAGUUUGCGAGUGAGGUUAUUGUCAUUGCUGGGUGUGUGGCGAGGGCCGAGGUAGAUGAUGCUUUGAGGGAGGUUUAUCUUGCGAGUGGGGGACGGAGGUUUGUGGAGGGGAGUGUGAGGGAUCGGGUUUGGGGGGUUGGGUUGAGGUGGGAUUCGGGGGAGAUUGAGGAUGAGGGGAAUUGGAGGGGGAGGAAUUGGUUGGGGAGGUGUCAUGAUGAGGCGGCGAGGGUUGUGAGAGCGUCUUUUGAAUAG